CCAAUUUGGAGAUGAAAAAAAAAAAGGAACUAUACACCGAUAGCGUAGAGGCUGGCAUCUUGUAAAGGCGACUUACGAUGCUGUUGGUUUUCAGAGCAUAUUAGAACCAUCCACACACACAUUACAAAAACCCAAAAACCCACUCACCGACUCACAAUUUCUCCUCAAUUAUUAGAACCGAUCGGUUAGGGUUUUCACGUUCCAAUUUAUGGUCAAUUUUGAUCCCAUAAUCAUCGAUCAACCGCAAUGGAAUCGCUCUGCUUUCACGAUGGCAACAUCACCGACUUCAUUGAUGCUCGAACUCUACACGUUCGCACCGAUAUAAAUCGCAGUCUGCAGUUGCAUUCAUCAUUCCUUAGAAGGCUUUCUCUAGAAAGAGAGCUGGAGGGGCAUCGGGGAUGUGUAAACACUAUUGCAUGGAACUCAAGUGGCUCACUAUUGAUAUCUGGAUCUGAUGACACUUGUAUCAAUCUUUGGAGCUAUCAAAGCCGCAAACUCUUGCAUUCCAUUGACAGUGGUCAUACCGCUAACAUAUUUUGUACGAAAUUUGUUCCUGAAACAUCUGAUGAGUUGGUUGUAUCCGGAGCUGCUGAUGCUGAAGUUCGACUAUUCAAUUUGUCUCGCUCAGGAAGGAGGCGUGUUGAAGAUAGCACUAUUAAUCCAUCAGCACUAUUUCAAUGCCACACCCGGAGAAUUAAAAAAUUAGCUGUAGAACCUGGGAAUCCAAAUUUGGUAUGGAGUGCCAGCGAGGAUGGGACAUUGAGACAACAUGAUUUUAGAGAGUGCACUUCUUGUCCCCCUUCUGAAUCUUCUCAUCGAGAAUGUCACAAUGUAUUGCUUGAUUUGCGAUGUGGAGCAAAGAAAUCAUUAGCUGAUCCACCUAGACAGUCACUUGUUCUGAAAUCUUGUGACAUCAGCAGUACCAGGCCUCAUUUACUGCUUGUUGGUGGGAGCGACUCAUUUGCUCGUUUAUACGAUAGACGCAUGCUUUCACCACUUUCUUCUGGCCGCAACAAACAACCACCACCUCCUUGUGUUAACUACUUCUGCCCAAUGCAUCUUUCUGAUCAUGGGCGACAAGGUUUACACCUUACUCAUGUUACAUUUAGUCCAAAUGGAGAAGAGAUUCUUCUCAAUUAUAGCGGUGAACAUGUCUACUUAAUGGAUGUAAAUCCUGUUCAGGGAAGUUCUAUGCGGUACACAUCAGAUGAUGCGAUGAAGUUUUUCAAUCCAACUACCAUACUGAAGGAGGUGCAAUCUAAACCACCACACUCUGAUUUCCCAAAUCGUGUUCUUGCAAAGAGAAACCUCACAGCUAGUCUUGAUCAAUGCCGUAAACUUCUUCAAAUUGCAGAGAAGUCUUUAAAAGAGGGAGCCAACUAUUACUACGGUAUCGAGGCUUGUAAUGAUGUUUUGCAUGGUCAUGGUCAGAUUGGACACACAUUGAUACUUGAAUGUUUGUGUUUACGAGCAGCGUUGUUUCUGAAGCGUGAUUGGAAAAAUGAUGUUCAUAUGGCCAUAAGAGAUUGUCUUAGAGCUGUGGAAAUUGAUCCCGCAUCAUUUAGAGCCCUACACUGCAUGUCUGAAGCUCUAUUACAGUUGGGUAAACUCAAAGAAGCUACGGACUUUGUUAUUGCUGCCCAGUUUGCAGCUCCAUCUAAUCCUGAAGCUGUUGAGAUAGUGGAGAGUAUAAAAAAACGUAUCAAUACAGCGGAAGCUGGCAAGCCAAAGGAAGGAGGUCCUAGUUCUGAAGCUAGUAGAGUAUUAUCUCUGAGUGACAUACUGUAUAGAUCAGAUGCGAGUAGUGAUACUUCACAACCUAUGUCCGAAAGAGAAAAUUCUGAUUACGAGGACGAUUUGGAAGUUGAUUUUGAAAAUUCAAUAUCAGGCGAUGAAAGCCAUGAUGCUGAAUCUAACAACUUAUACCCAACUCUUAAAGUCAGAGUCCACAGAGAACGUGAUUCAGCGAAGAAUACUUUCCAUACAAGUAGCUCCGGUGGAUCACCAAAAUCGUAUUCUCCAACUGACAAAAUUACUCGUCAGCAUGAGAGGGCAAUAGAUAUGAAGCAAAGAUAUGUGGGUCAUUGUAAUGUAGGGACAGACAUCAAACAAGCCAGUUUUCUUGGGCAAAAAGGGGAGUACAUUGCUGCCGGAAGUGAUGAUGGUAGAUGGUUUAUUUGGGAAAAGAGCACUGGCAGACUAAUUAAAAUGCUUCUUGGGGAUGGAGCUGUUGUGAACUGUGUGCAAAGUCAUCCAUUUGAUUGUGUUGUAGCUACUAGUGGCAUAGAUAAUACCAUCAAGAUUUGGACCCCGCUUGCUUCAGUUCCAUCUGUCGUUGCUGGAGGAGCAGCCGGACCUGACACUGCUAAUAUUAUAGAUACAAUGGAAGGCAAUCAACGCAGAUUAUCCCAUAACCGUGAAUCGUUGUUACUCUUAUAUCUGCAGGCCAUUCGAGAUAUUAGAAGGGUUCCGGAUGCAUGAGUUUCCUGAAGGAUCGUUGCGCCCGUUUGAGUGUAUACAGAGUUAGGUUCACCCGGCUUUAAGGUAACGCAUUUUGUUUUUAGGGAUGGUUUCAUAUCAUAGCUAUUAAAGCGAGCGCCCAGGCGCAAAUAAAGCCCCGGGCCCAACAAAUCGCCCCGAGUGCGCCUCGCGCCUUUAAUCUUCAGGUUAGUUCAUAAUCUUCUUCAUAGUUAUUAAAGCGAGCCCCCAGACGCGCCUAGGCGCAAAUAAAGCCCCGGGCCCAACAAAUCGCCCUGAGUGCGCCUUGCGCCUUUAAUAACUAUGUUUCAUAUACGAUAUAUCCCUCUCAAAACUUAAUAUUAUAUCAUAUUUGCCCAACAAAAGUUCAUAUAUCAAGUGCACUCAUUUUCACAUUUAUGAUAUUUUUACCCUUCCUUUAUAGCUUGCAUUAGUAUAUGAGAGUUUGGAGUGUAAAGAGAAAGAAGGGUAUAAUAGUCAUAUUACAAAUUGUAUUUAAUGAAAUGAAAUGAGCUGAAGAAGUUAUGAAA
Molecule: messenger RNA, 3008 nt
Organism: Helianthus annuus (common sunflower)
Lineage: Eukaryota; Viridiplantae; Streptophyta; Magnoliopsida; Asterales; Asteraceae
Product: WD and tetratricopeptide repeats protein 1
Exons: 19
Coding region: 247-2481 (744 amino acids)
Biological process (GO): negative regulation of fatty acid biosynthetic process
Cellular component (GO): cytoplasm; Cul4-RING E3 ubiquitin ligase complex
Molecular function (GO): protein binding
Source: RefSeq, a predicted model, not a curated record